Molecule: messenger RNA, 1334 nt
Organism: Salvelinus namaycush (lake trout)
Lineage: Eukaryota; Metazoa; Chordata; Actinopteri; Salmoniformes; Salmonidae
Product: BTB/POZ domain-containing protein KCTD12-like
Exons: 1
Coding region: 85-921 (278 amino acids)
Biological process (GO): protein homooligomerization; regulation of G protein-coupled receptor signaling pathway
Cellular component (GO): presynaptic membrane; postsynaptic membrane
Source: RefSeq, a predicted model, not a curated record
ACAUUUGUACCGUUGUUAUUUUUUGUCCGUUUCCUGGAUUCUCCAAGUCCGUUGGAGUUCUACCCAGGCGCGCAGGAGAGAGAGAUGGCACACAGUGAGAACCAACAGUCGCCCUUUUCUGAUAUAAUAGAAUUAAACGUCGGCGGGCAAGUGUAUGUAACUCGACAUGCAACUUUAGUCUCCGUCCCAAACUCUCUCCUGUGGACUAUGUUCAUACAGAAGAGCCCUACAGAACUACCGAAAGACAGAAAAGGACGCUACUUCUUUGACCGGGAUGGAUUUCUGUUCAGGUAUAUUCUGGAUUAUCUGCGGGAAAGGGACAUCGUUCUACCGGACUUCUUUAAGGAGCGGGGUCGGUUACAGAAGGAGGCAGAGUUCUUCCAGCUGCACGAGCUCUCACAGCGUCUCAAACCCGCGGUGAGUAAAGACAACUCUCUCCGGGACGAGCUGGGCGCCCACGGGGACCCGGAAGAGGCUUCGCUCGCGUGCGCUCUGGGUAGUAGCAGCAUCACCACGACCGCGGUGAGCAGCCCGACUCCGAGCCUUCGCUCCCCGUUCCAGAAGUUUGGCUUUAUUACCAUUGGUUACCGGGGCUCCUACACCAUCGGGAGGGAUAUUCAAACGGACGCCAAGUUCAGGCGAGUGGCUAGAAUAACGGUUUGCGCAAAGACGUCCCUGGCCAAAGAAGUUUUCGGAGAGACUCUGAACGAGAGCAGAGACCCGGACAAACCACCUGAGAGGUACACCUCCCGGUACUAUCUAAAGUAUAACUUUCUCGAGCAGGCGUUCGACAGGCUCGCGGAGGUCGGGUUCCACAUGGUGGCUUGCAGCUCCACGGGCACGUGCGCGUACGCGAGCAGCGACCCGAACGAGGACAAAAUCUGGACCAGCUACACGGAAUACGUGUUCUCCCGGGACUGACCAACCCGUUACCGGCCGUUAGGAAGCUUUACCUGAGGGUACUGGGACAGUGACGUCAUGUGACGCUCACCUGUACGGUAGAGAGACUACCUGCAGAAAUGCGACAACUCCCCCUAUCUUCUUUAUAUGUCCCGUCUGAUUGUGGGAAAGGUUAAAGGUUACUGAGGAUUAUUCUGAAAGUAUGGACAUAUUGUUUGUUGUUUUGCCUGUAUAAGUCUAAUGGAGGUAUGUUUCAUGUUGCAGACCAGUCUAUAUUAUACAGUUAUACGACUGUUGUGACAGGAGAAAGAUGUUCUCAAUGUUUUUCUACUAACAUGCCAAUACACACACAUUUACACACACACACACACACACACACACACACACACACAUUUACACACACACACAUUUACACACACACACACACACACACA